AUGGUCAAGCUAGCAUUUGCAUUUAUUGCGGCUGUAGUCUUGUGUUUUUGCGGCAGCUAUGCUGGGAACUUACUGCCGGAAGAACUAGAUUCGCUGACAGAUUUCAAAUAUGGAAAUUUAAAGGACCAAAGAAGCCGUAGUGAAGACCCUCAUGAGGAGGAUGCUGAAUUCCAAGAUGAUAGCUUCAAAGAUUACGAUGGUUCGAAAGAGGAUCAAGGUUAGUUCACGGUGCUUAAUUAAUUCAGUUUCUCUUUAGAAAAAUACAAGCUUUAACGCACCAUCACGAGUACGAUACUGGUACGAAAUUCUUCUUUUACCUAGCUCUUUUCUCGAGUAUGCAUUUUCUUCACGUUUUGCUAUGGCCUGGGACUUAAGUCGUCUUUGUUUUAUUCGCCACUAGAUCACAUGACAACAGAAAGCAGGCAACGUCGAUUUAUUAGCGCUAGAUGUGGAGGAACAACUUACAACCCGACAUUUCGUAUGUGCUGUGGCGGUACAAUACAAGUCAGGUCGGGAAUCAGACCCGCGUGUUGCGGGACCCAAGCUUACGAUGCUAGUUUCAGGAUCUGCUUUGGUGGCACUGUACAAUUCAGGUCGGGAAUAAGACCCGCGUGUUGCGGGACCCAAGCUUACGAUUCUAAUUUCAGGAUGUGCUGUGGCAGUAUUGUAAAAUUCAGAAGCUGACCAGUCUCAAGUGAAAAUAGUAUAGUGAUGAUAAUGAUGAUGAUGAUGAUAACGUUAAAGAUAAAGAUAAAAACAAUAAAGAUAAUAAUAAUAAUGAUAAUAAUAACGUAAUAAUCAUAAGACAACAUUUCAAGAAGCAGCAGUGAUCUGUGCUUUAAAUAAUCAUAUUCUGUCUGGAGUCAUGAGAAAUCAAAUAAAAAAGUAAGACGCCCUUGAAAUUGUCCUGGCUGCGCUUCUAAUAUACAAGGAAACUGGUGUCAGUUCAGUCUCUCGCAGUAGUUUUCCUUUAUCGAGGACUAAGUAAAUUAACCCCCCACCACUUGCAAAAAAGUGUAUAGCGGGAGUAUAGACUUGCUCGAAACAAAAGCCAUAAUUUAUCAAAAAUAAAACAAAAACAGCGUUAAUAAUCAUCGUGAGUUUUCGUAUUUUUAUAAACUUGACGUUUCGUAUGCUUUUCAACAUACAUUUUCAAAAGUGAUCUUAAGUGACCGUAAAAGAAAAUGACGAGACUAUAAAUUCCAAAAUAGACCCUGUCAAGGUUUUCGACGCCAUCUUGACGAGUAGGCAAACGCGUCAGAAAUUACAGUGAUUGUAUGAGAAUCUAAUGUCGAAUAAUUUCCGUAGAACGACUGUUCUGAAAAAAAUACGAUUUGUAAACUAAAGCUUCACUCCUAAGGAUUCUCUUGAAAAAAUUUGAGAGCGUUGCAUGCACUAGACGACCUAGAACCACUUUUUUAAAUUUCCUAUACAUUUGUCUGUUGGAAAGUCCCCGGAAAAUUACAGACAAAUAUAUGGAAAAUCUAAAGCAAGCCUCUGGAGAAAUUCUAUCACGGGUACGCCCCCCAAAUUUUUUAGGACAAUUCUUUGCUUUGUUGCUUUCGUUUACAAUUGAUAUUUUGUUCAGAACGGCCGUUUUAUGGAAAUUAUUCGACAUUAGAUUCUCAUACAAACACUGUAAUUUCUCAUGCGUUUGCCUACUCGUCAAGAUGGCGUCGAAAACCGUGACAAGGUCUAUUACAAGGGGUCUGAAAAUGAGAUUAAGAAUUUAACAAUUCUUAACUGUAAAGAAUACAAAAGGCAACAGCUAAUCAAGCAUCAACUUUUCACUGCUGAUGUUGACAUUGAAGGCUGGCUUAUUAGUAUAGGUAAUAGCAUGAUUUGUAGUGAUAUUUGGCAUAAAUACCACGAGUGAUAUUUCGAAAUUGUUAUAUUUCACGAGCCGUUAGGCGAGUGAAAAUUGAGACAAUUUUGAAAUAUCACGAGUGGUAUUCAUGCCAAAUAUCACGUACAAAUCAUGCUAUUAUUUGUUUAUACUACUACCCACAAAAGGUUUGUAAUUUUCACAUGUAUAGGUAUUACAAAUUAAGCUGAAAUACCACUGCUCUAAGCCAGUCAAAUUGCAGUAAUUUCUCAUGUAGUAGUAUAAGGUCUUGAAUAAACAAAGUUUCUUUUAUCUUACAAUGAUAAUCUGUUUUGCCAGAUGCUAAGAUUUCAAAGUGAUCCAAGUUAAUGUUAUGUCCGGUGGCAGUGAUAUGGUCAGCAAUAGCUGAAGAGUGAUCAUUUUUCUGUUAGGGACUUGAAGUGUUCAGUUUUGCUAUCGCUCUCAAUUAUUUUCAAUAGAAUCCUUAGGAGUGAAGCUUUAGUUUACAAUUCUUAUUUUUUUUUUUUCAGAACAGCCGUUCUACGGAAAUUAUUCGACGUUAGAUUCUCAUACAAACACUGUAAUUUCUCACGCGUUUGCCUACUCGUCAAGAUGGCGUCAAAAACCGUGACAAGGUCUAUUCUGCGAUACUACUAGGGUGCGUUCGAUCGGGAAAUCUGGAUUUAGAUUUUAAAAUCCGUUUUCGGAUUUGCAAUCGAACGCGAAAUCCGAAAACGGAUUUCAACGCGGACAUCAUGCUGAGACAUCUCUUUUUGGAUUUUCCGGGAAAUCGGAAAAAGGAUUAGAAAAAUAGAGCACGAAAAAUGAAAUUUACGAACUUUACCUGGCGUGAUUCCUUAAAGUUCCGUAAAGUUCGAAGGCAAAGCUUUACGCAAGUUUACACUAUCAUAAAGGCGCGUAAAGUUGAACUAGAAAAGCUGCCGUAAAGGAUGCGUAAAGAAAGCACUUAACGGCACGCAAGAAAAAGAAUUAACAAAGAGAACACCGCUGUUGACGAGAACAGUUUUGCAAAUCCUUUUUCAGAUUUCCCAAUCGAACGGUAAAAAGGAAAUCCAUGAAAUCUGGAUUUGGAUUUCUUAAUUGAAAUCCACCAUGAGGACGGAUUUCUCGGAGGUGAAAUCCGUUUUCGGAUUUCGCGUUCGAUUGCAAAAUCCGAAAUCCGAAUUUCCCAAUCGAACGCAACCCUAGUAUUCAUUCUUAUAACACUCGGUCUUCCUCGUCAAAUAACCUCUAUAUUAAGAAAUCUAGGCUAGAUAUCCAAAAGAGAGCUUUUUCAAGAAACGCUUCAAAACCAAACUCCAGUCUUUCCUUGUUGAUAUCUGUGAAACAUGAUGACUAUAUUGAUAUUUCCCAAAUUACCUCUGCUCUGAAAAUAGAACUUAAGUCAUUCAAACUUACUCAGUAACACCAUGUAUAGAAAUGGUAAUACUGAAAUAACUUGUUGUUGUUUUUGUUGUGUUUAAUACCGACACCAAUGACAAGCUAGGAAACAAAUGAUGAUAAUCUUCUCUCACCUCAUGUUGGCAUUUUCCCCAAAUGUGACAAUUAUACGAUUCAUGAUCAUCAACGGGUAAAGGCGUUUUUGUUCAAACCUCAAUAAAAUGCGUCUUGUUUUGCCCUCGCUAUGUCAUACAGGAAAAAAGAAAAGGAAAUUUCUACAAGAGUACAAGUAGUAUCAUUUGUACUCAGGUCAUCCGUAAUUCAGAUGAAUGAAGCAAGCAUCACAAAACUAGGAAAGGCCGCCACCGCAAUCUAGACAGCAAAAACACUGUUCUCUUGGUAAUACCAUGAAAACUAAGGUUGGUAAGGAGCUCGCUUGAUUACAUUGUACAAAACAUUGCAUGAAAUUCCGACAAGCCGAAAACAACAGGUUGUAAGGUGGGGUUUUACAUAUUUAUCGGAACAGUCAUAAAGUAACACUUCCUUUUGUUUUUUCAGCUCUGUAAAAAGUAUUUCUCGACUGCGCUGAAUAAAUUUAGUCCGCGUUUAUACCAGAGGGUAUAAAACGAAGGAACACACCCAGUAUUUAGAAUUGAAAGUAGUGACUGGAAGGCUGAAUGCUGUAGUGUUGCCUCUUUUGGAUUAAUUUUUGCUACAUUAGUCAAGACGAUAACAGGUUUGUUCUCUUAAUAUGUCAUUUCGUUCAGAGGUUUAUACAUCAGAGCCUGUCUCUAUAACUGAAAACGUGUUAUAAAGUAAAAGCGACGCGUGUUGACUGAAGUUCUUGGCCAAACUCUUACAUCCCACGAUGUGUCGUUUAGAAGUAAACUUGAGUUGCUGCUCCGUUUAUUUCAUUUUUUUUAGGAUACAAUUUGGAUAGGUUUAGAGCAAAUACAAACUGACUCAAUAGUAUUCAGUAGACAAGCUAACUUUUUCGCCUUCUACCAACAGUUCCCUGCAGCUUCUUCUCUGAAAGAGAAUGCCUCGAAGACUUUGGCGUGGGAUCCUUCAGCCAGUCUCUGUUUAUGUCAGGUAAUCAAAAGUUUUAACUUCACCGUUUUCUUAGUUAGAAUCUGUUUCUUAAUCUCCGAGAAAUCGAUAUCAUUUUUUGUGGCGGAAAAGUAUCAACGUGUACUGAUUGUAACCUAAACUAGCUUUCAGUGUCCUUCCAGUUUUAAUUGAAAUGGACAAUUCAUACUUAGUAACGUUUUUGAAAAUAAUUUAAAUUUUUGUUGACCGAUUAUGAUGGUCUCAAAAUUAUUCUAUAGCGCGGAUCUGAUGUUGAUUAAAAUCUCAUUUUACAAUUGAAAAGUACGAAUGAAACGGAAGACAUUUGUCUAAAAAUAACGAUAAUUUGUCCCCCUUUGUCGGCGUCGGUGAAUGAAAAUUUGCGAACUUUGAGGAAACAUUAUGCAUAAGAAACAGCCAGGAAAACCUGUGAAGACUAAACGCACCAAGGAAAUAAAUUACUCCCCUAAUCUCUUUUGUUUUGUCACACAGAAAUCUGAAGACCGAUGGCGCGUCCAACGAACUUUCGUUCCCUUCAGUUCAACAAUGCACGUACAGAGUCCUUGGAAAGUCCAUUCCGACAAGCGAACGGAAGGCCGACAGAUAAGUGUAUUUAAUAUUAUAGACUAUUAAGUUGUUUUUACAACUAAGGAUGACGAAAAUAGCCGUAUUUGCUUUGAAAAAAAAAGAAAAUGAAAUUAAUUGGUGAAUUUUAUCUGGGCUGUUUCUAAAAACAUUCGAUGUGUUGGCAUUAAACAAAAGAUUUGAGUUUAUAUAAUCUCAGUUUAUUUUCUUUUCCCAAUUGAAUAUUGUUUCUCUCAGAAGCGCUACUUUCUACUUUUGAAAAAGAUCAAAUAACUCGCAUGCUAUGAUCGUAUAAAUUUGAAAUCAUUUCAGCUAAAAUGUUUGCAAGAAAAAUCCAGUAGGAUUGAUAUUUAGUAUAAUGGAGUAAUUGUGUCUCAUGAACUCUUAAUAAGGCUGGGAGGUUUUGUGAAGUCCUACAAAUUUGGGCAAAAAUUGGUCAACAUUCAUUCGAUAGUUUUUUUUGGCUUAGCCGGAGACACUAUUUGAAACCCUAUGGCCUAAUGAUACGUUACUCUGGGCUUGAUUCAAAUGAUCAGCAAAAAUGCGGCAUAAAUACCGCAUUUUUUAUAUUUUAUUGCGACGAUGCGCUGCAUGCAAGAAAGCACAAUAAAGUUUAAUCUUGCUUAUAUGCGUCUUUUGUGGUCUUUUGUUAUUUUGGAUAAUUGAUUACUGUUUGUUGCCGGAAUUUCUGUCGUCGGGGUCACUUAGUUUUCUGCUUUAAUUAUUACUUCUUUAACUUUGUUCAAACGAUACCAACAAAACUUACAGAUUUUCAUUUAAUAUUUCACGACUUUUCUUUGAUCAAUUAUAGCUGUUAAUUUUUCAUUUAUUAUAAGAACUCCGUUCAUAAACAAAAUUCACUAGGCAAAUGACUUUUUUAGAAUUCACUCCUUGGCAUAUGGAAUUUUUCAAGGGCGAGAUGGAUCAUUAGUCUCAAUGGCUUUCGAAGUCGCUGUAACAACAUAACAGAGCUACCAAUCUAGCUUUUUGAGCAAGAAAACAAGCGAAAUUUAGGAAAAACAGCGGAAAGUACAAUAAAGAUAGCAAAUACUCAGCAAAAGAUAUAAAUAGGCUAACCCAUUAAUAAGACUGAAUCUGCCUAAGAUAUAUCCUGAGAUAUAACUUAGGAACAUUAGGACAUUAUUUUAGACAUGUCCUAUUUGCAAAUUAAAUAUCCUUAUGUCUACUCUAAAGUAGGCUUAACUUAGGAUAUUUACAUGCAUACCCACAGUACUGUGAAAAAGACUUGAGGACAAAAUUCGCAGAAUUUCGUCCAGUUGUCUACUCUUUCGCCGACAUUUCGUUGAAUGUUGGCGAUUUUAAACUAUCAAAAAAUACAUGAAAUUUCGUUUCGCAAGCAUUUUUUCGCGCUCGGCUGCGGUUUGGCUUAACGGUAUUUCUUUGCAUCGCUCCAUCUAUAGACCUCUUUAGCACGUAUAUUUUGUUUUCCUAAUGAAGGUCCCAGGGGAAUUUGCCCUAAGGGUCUUUUAAUAAAUUAUUCAUACAUAUGCUCGUGAAUAUGGAGAAAUUUGAAACAAACAGUUUUCUGGCGUAUUAUCAGUUGACCUGCAUCGGGAAUACAAAAUUAACAAGAGCUAAGAAGGUCUGUUACUGAGCUCAUUGACUUAGUGCCUUGCAACUGGAGACCUCUGUGACAACAAGCCAUUAAAGCUAAAUUGUAACUGGAAAAGGACAUAAAAUAAACAAAAAUUCGCCAAAUUGAAAUUAAGAAGUUGGUUCAAAGCUAGAAGAACUGCGCGUUACAAGCAUUAAAAUCUUACAUGAUUGCAAGCCUUGUUCACUUUGAUCUUAGCAAAGAGAAUAUACUGCAUAGGAAAAAGCUUUAUUCACCGCCAGUAUGCUUUCGUGAAUCCAGCUCUUAAGUGACAGCAGUACAAUUUUCACAAUUUUGGGUUCAAAAGAUACGAACUUUGAUAUUUUUUGAGCCAUAUUUGUCGAUCAUUUAAAUCAAGUCCAACGUAAUCGGGUCGGCCCGCAUCUAUAAACUUAGCUGAGAAAACUACCGAACAAUUAUGUUGACCAAUCUGCUGUUCAAAGCACCUCUUUAACUGACAUAUAACGACAAAUUCGUUAAGGGUAGUAUAUUGAUAAUUCAUAUUUACUCACUUAUUUAUAUUCUGUUACUGUAUAUGCUAAUUGAGAGGAUCAUUGAUCUUUUUUUUUCGUUAGAUUGUGCGCUUGGGACACAGAAGACUGGACCAUCCAGGGUCACCUGUUGAUCGCUUAAGAGCUGCCAGUCCUGCAGGAGUCCUGACUGUCAUUAUAGAAGAGUUGUCUCUUUUCACCAGGAAACGGACGAGUGUGGAGAUAAGUAUUUGUUAA
Porites lobata is the source of this 7222-nucleotide messenger RNA. NCBI's taxonomy places the organism in Eukaryota, Metazoa, Cnidaria, Anthozoa, Scleractinia, Poritidae. The record is from the annotation of a GenBank genome assembly.